Apis mellifera (honey bee) is the source of this 10089-nucleotide messenger RNA. It is a transcript of the gene Snrk, whose product is annotated as SNF-related serine/threonine-protein kinase. The record is from RefSeq and is a predicted model, not a curated record. The coding region runs from base 972 to 4250 and encodes 1092 amino acids. NCBI's taxonomy places the organism in Eukaryota, Metazoa, Arthropoda, Insecta, Hymenoptera, Apidae. Gene Ontology annotation, molecular function: tau-protein kinase activity; ATP binding; protein serine/threonine kinase activity. Gene Ontology annotation, cellular component: cytoplasm. Gene Ontology annotation, biological process: intracellular signal transduction; protein phosphorylation; microtubule cytoskeleton organization. The transcript has 8 exons.
ACAGAAGUAUUCGUAACUCGAAUCCAGUGAGUACGUUUUCUCAGCUUUCCCGUGUCACGGUGUCGCGAGCACGUCUGUCGUUGACGCUCGCGGUGUCGGUUGGUUUUAUCUAAUCUGUGGAUGAAAAUUAAAUUCCGUGAGUGUUAGUACCGGUCACAAGUGUUUGGUUGAGCGUACAUGAAUUGCACGAGAUCGGAAGAGUCGGCAGGGUCCGAGAAACAGAGAAGAGGACGAAUGACGAGGCCAGGCAACGAGUAAGAGACGAGCACGGGAACAGACAGAGAAAGAGAAAACAGUGGGGAGCAGGAGACACGGAACGAAAAGAGAGACAGAGAGAGAUAGAGAACGAAACGAAAUAGCAAAAGAAAGAAGCUAGAAGUGUGUCGGGCCAGUGUAUCGAGGAAAGAGCUGGGAAAUCUUGCUUUUCCUCUUCGUACGGCUGGAUCGUUGGGGCAGAGGGUGUGCGGGUGGGUGGGGUGCCAAAAAGAGAGAAACAGAAACGAGACAGCUCGAAAAAGGAAGAAGUAAUCCAGCCACGAAGGGUGUACGAGCUGUGCGUCUCGGGGAGGGAAGAGUAUUGUGUCGACAAACGAGAGUGUGAGAAAGAGACAGUGCGGUGCCGUGUAAACAUACAUCCUAUUGCCGUGAGUGCGUGCGCGAGUGGCAAUCAGCGACGACUUAACAUCAUCGUCGUCGUCGUCGUCGUCGUCGUCAUUGUCGUUGAACGCUGUCGUUGUCGUAAUCGUCGAGAUAGUGCAAAACUGCGUGGUCGGCGUCUCCUUCUAACAACUAAAGGAGACGUUAACUUGUCGAGACAAACGUACGAAAAAUCGACCAACUAACGUGUUUAUCAAUCGUCACGGUGUAUGACACGCGUAUGAAACUUCAUCACAAAUGACAGUCCAUCGAGUGAGAAGGGAAGUCGAGUGCUGGCUGGAUUCGUCUGUCUAGCGGGCAAAGCGCGACACGAGAUGCAUCGGAGGGUGGGGUACAGCAACUACGAUGGCAAGAUUGCCGGCCUCUACGACCUGGAGGAGACGCUUGGCCGUGGUCAUUUCGCCGUAGUAAAGCUCGCCAGGCAUGUUUUCACCGGUGAGAAGGUCGCAGUGAAGGUCAUCGACAAGAGCAAACUCGAUGAGGUUUCGAGAGCACACCUUUUUCAAGAGGUGAGAUGCAUGAAGCUGGUGCAACAUCCGAACGUGGUCAGACUUUACGAGGUGAUAGAUACGCAAACGAAGCUCUAUCUGAUCCUCGAGCUUGGCGAUGGCGGCGACCUCUACGAUUACAUCAUGCGCCAUGACAGCGGCCUCAGCGAGGAGGUGGCCAGAACGUACUUCCGGCAAAUAGUCAGAGCCAUAUCGUAUUGCCAUCGAUUGCAUGUGGUGCACAGGGACCUGAAACCCGAGAACGUGGUGUUCUUCGAGAAACUCGGUACCGUGAAGCUCACCGAUUUCGGAUUUAGCAAUAGAUUCUGCCCUGGCCAGAAGCUCGAGACUUCCUGCGGUUCCCUUGCGUAUUCGGCGCCGGAAAUCCUACUUGGCGAUAGUUACGACGCUCCUGCCGUUGAUGUUUGGUCACUAGGCGUAAUUUUGUACAUGCUAGUGUGCGGUCAAGCGCCUUUCCAAGAGGCGAACGACAGCGAGACCUUGACUAUGAUCAUGGACUGCAAGUACUCGAUACCGCCACACGUAUCCGACGGCUGCAAGCGUUUGAUCGCGAGGAUGCUCGUUAGGGAGCCAGAGGGCAGAGCGACGCUCGAGGAAAUAGCAGCUGAUCCUUGGCUGGCCAUUGGACCCGACUUAGAUUCGAUGGAAGCGCUGCCUUUGGUCUCGAGACAACAGGUGUCUGAUGAUCAUCAUAAUCAUAUAAUAACUAAGAUGGUCAACGGGAACAUUGCCACCAAAGAAGAAAUAUUGGAAGCUCUGGACAAGAACGAGUACAAUCAUAUAACAGCAACGUAUUUCUUGCUAGCGGAAAGAAAAUUACGAGCUCAUCGUCAGGAACAGGUGCAGAAGACACGUCCGGAAAUCCUCGAAGUAUCGCCUAGCCGGCAAGAUGACGUGGCCACUAAUAUGCGUACCGACCAAAAUUCAUUGAGCACAGUUAACCAAUCGCUGUUGAGUGUGCCACGGACACCGGGUGACGUGCCUCAGAAUAUUCGAACCCGGAAGUGCAGCAUCGUCCAGGAGGAAGAAGACGAGGACGAUGUGUCCUCGUGCUCGGGUCGCGACGAACGCGGCAGCAAUUCCACAUUGAACUCGUUCAAUCGUCGUGGUUCCCGAUCUGAGGGUAAAUUGUCGCACAUCCUUCAAGAGAGGCUAGCUCAACUUCCGGAAAAACCGAAUCACAAGCCUAUAUCGUCCCAGCGGAACUCGCAAAAGGACAUUAACGUGAUUCCAGUAAUCACGGACGGAGAGGAGCGACUGAUGUCUAGUCCAAAGAGCGGGAACAGUGAUUCCUCGUCGCCUGUCCAAUCCCAGAAAUCGGGGGUCAGACCUCAAGCGGGCAAUCAGCUCGCGGACAAAGUACCUGCAACAACGAAAUUCGACUCGACGAAUCAAGAGAACCUGAAAAAUCGUUUCGACGAUUCGUUGCCCGGCUGGUCGAGAAGAGGAUCUUCGGAAAACAGGCCGAAAUCGGUAUCAGACUGUUUAAAAUCGAUGGGACCUGUCCCAGCGAACAAAUGGAGGAUGGGAGGAUCGCAACACCGGUCAUCUGCCUCGUCGCUGGAUUCUUCGUUGACGAUGAGUCCGUCGAAACCGUCCGAAACUAGCACGACUACUACCACGACCACCAUCCUAACGGAAUCGUCCACAGUGUCGAUCCCUCUGAGGCCAUUGACAGGGCUCAACGAUAAUCUGUCGUUGACGCCUAAAUACAAGACCAUGCCAUCACCAGGAAGCACUGGCUCCACGUCUACGCCAUUAAAUGAAAUUCUAGAAGACGGGGAUGCGUUGCCCCUAUCCGGCAGCGAGAGCGGUGGUUCCAAGUGUCGGGUAGUCAGGAGGACGGGAUACGAGCAGAGGAAGAGCAAGUUUCACAAGACGCGUACGACAUCCUGCUCGAGUUCCGACGCUAGCGACGAUGACAGUGAGAGUAGGAAGAAAAGGGCGCACAAAUUGAGCACGUCUGCGAGCAAGUCGAUGUCUUCUCGUCGUGACAGUCACGACGAUUCCAGCGAUUCUCAAGAUCCUGGAGGGAGCGGCGGUGGGGGUGGGGGUGGAGGCGAAGGUGGAGGAGGCGUAGGAAACGGGGAGCAUACAACGGAAACGCCACCGAGUGAAACGAAUCGCAAAGACAAUGGAAACAACACCACUACAACAACGACCACAACGACUGGAGGAAGGCAUCGGUGCUCGGAAAAUCAGGUUAUAUUCGGCAGAAGACAUCGCGCGGGUAGAAGAAGAGCUGGUGAAACGCGACUGCGCGAGAGCCAAUCUUUAAACCGCAUCACGGAAGUCCAAGAAGCGGAAGGACCGUCGGCGUGUCAUAAUCACCACGUGUCACGCAACUCCGCUGUUCUAGGAGUUCAAAGCAUGUCCUCCUCGUCGUCCUCGGUGUCGCAGAGCAGCACAGGCUCUCACGGAGUUCCCCAGCCCUUAUCCCAAGCAGCAACGACAGUUCAAAAGGCCAAAGGUUUCGGAGCAAGGCUUCUGCAAAGUUGGUCCCUCAGCGCCGGCAAGUCCUCGUUAACUCAGCCGUCGAACAAACACACGAAUUGCAGCCCCAACGGCAGAUGUACCAAACAAGAGGCGCAACGGGAUGCUUGCCAGAGGAUCGAGAUGUGCGACGAAAGGGAAUUGAAUGGUGGCUCGGUUAAUCAGAUACCGUCCAACGACAAAGAAAAUAGGAACGGGUCGAUGAAUAGGAACGAUUGCAAGAACAGGAAAAUCCGGUUGCUUAGUCGAUAUUUCGCUGUGCAUAAGAAACUUUGUGUUCCAUUGCCAGGAUUGUUCGGCAAAGGCCGGUUGUACAAAGCUCGUUCUUGCGGUAGCAUUGCUCGGGACCGCGUCAGUCCACCGUCGCCUAAAUCAAUGUUGUUUUGCGCCACGGCCGACGACAAAUGGCGGGAUCGUCGGCAGUGGUGCGACGUGAAGCAUCAGCAUCGUGGCAGCGAUGGGGACAUCAAUCAGAACUUGGGUCUCUCGCAUCUGGUUCAAGAGAGCGUGGUAGGUAAAGGUUGCAGCGCGUUGCCCGCGGUUUGCCACAUCCACCUGGGCGAUGCAUCCAAAUGUUGUAGUCUCUGUUGAUGAAUCUGCACGGCGAGUAGAUUGAUGCACAAACGACGACGGAGAAAGACACCGUGGGUCGCGUAAUUUUGACCUGAAGUCGCUGGAAUCAUGGUCCAUGCGACCGAGUAGACGGGAAUCGUCACUGUCCCGUGACGAGUAAUGAUUGCUCGCGAUCAGAGGAAAUGGAGAGGAAGAAGGCGCGAAGAAGAAGACGCGAGGGAACGUAAGGAGACGUAAAGAGAUACGAUUAUUACGAAGUGCAAUCAAUUUCAUGAUGGUCGUUUUGCGUGCAGAGAGGGAGAAGGAAGAAGAUAGAGGGAAAAGGAGAGUGGAUGGGAAGGAAGAUACGCAAGAAGAUGUGGUGUGACACGAUUAAACGCAAGAUAAAGAGGAUCUUCUUGUAUGCGAUGCGCCGUGUUGAUCGUGUAGUUAACAACCGCGGUCUCUCAGCCGAUUACGCAGCACGCGUCACAAUGGUCAAUGUAUUCAAUCGAUCGUGUCAUGUCCCCUCCAGUAGACCGAUGCUGUGCCAGCAGUAUCCCGAUCCUAUCCUUUUCAAACGCGACGCGCGUAAUCGAAAGAGACUAGAAAUAAUAAGGGUCAUGUCGGAGAGGGAGAGAGCGUUAUCGAUCGAUCUUUCGCUCUGCGGGAAGUGUAUCUAGUCCGUGUGAACAAACCUAUAUUAAAAAUUACAGAGUUUAUUAUUAUUAAUAUUAUUAUUAUUGAUAUUUUAUUAUUAUUAUUAUUAUGAUUAUUAUUAUCGACUAUAAUUAUUAAUAUUGUCAUUCUCUUAGUUAUCGUAAUGCAGACAUCGACCAAAUCGCACGCAGAGUCGCGAGGAAAAAAAAAAAAAAGAUCAUCCGACGUCCAUGGACAUUGGAAUCUCGCAACUUCGAAGGUUCUUCCUCUUUGUUCCGCUUUAUUUAUCUGUCUGUCCCCCCUGUCCAUUUAUCCUUCUCUUUACUCCUGGUUCCUUCCAUGGAUUGCGAUCUUGCUACUUUUUCCUACGUGUAACGUAGAAUAUAUUCGUGGCUGUUGCACAAUAGCCUGCUCCAAGAGUGAGCAAAACUCUGUGUUUCCUUCAACGAGGGAGACUAUACUUCUAUAUGUAACACGCUAAUCGAUUAGGCUUAUGCGUAUAGCGUAUCGAUCGAGGAACGUCUUCUGUGGUGCUAUACGCGAAGAUCUGACGCGACGAAGAAGAAAAGACAACGGAGGAAAAUGGAAGAUAUUGAAUUUUUUUAAACUAUCCUUUUUUUAUAUUAUAAUUAUUAUUAUUAUCAUUAUUAUCAUUAUUAUUAUUAUUAUUAUUAUUAUUAUUAUUAUUAUUACUAUUAUUAUUAUUAUUAUUAUUAUUAUUAUCAUUAUUAUUAUUAUUAUUAUUACGUCCUAGGGGAUGAAUACGAUGAUACGAUACGAAUGGAAAUGAUGGAAGAUGUGCAUAGGAAAGGAAGCAUUGAAACUCUUCGAAAGAAAGUUUGAAUGUGAAAAGUUCUGAACUUUCAGUUUUAUAGAGUGCUCGAGUAACAGAAAGAGAAACAAAGUGACCUGAAUAAGAGUAAAGUUGCUGCUAUAACUUUUAAAGUAAGGUACAAGGUUUAAGGGAAUAUAUAACUUUGCUGCCACAAGGGCAUAAAAAUCAAAAAGUUUUGCCCAUCGAUCAUUGUUAGUUAAAUCAAUGAACAAGAGACUGCUAUGCUGUUUUUUUUUUUUUUUUUUUUGAAACUAUAAAUCAUAGUUAUAAAUCAAAAGAAAAACUGUUCUUUAAGAAGAUUCAACAUUCUGAUACCAAAGCGACAAUAUAAAGAUCUUGGAAAUUGUUUGAAUUGAAAAAAAAAAAAAAAAUGAAAUCUCCUAGGACAAAUUUUCGUAAUUGAAAGAUCUGCAUAUGCACGAUUUCUUCUCGUCGUCAAGUUCAAGAGACGAUCCUCUUCAUCCAUCGAAGCUAUUGGCAGCAAGUGUCAGCGCGCUUGCCGGCUGAGCGCGUACUUCAUUCUUCAUCCUCUUCAUUCUGAACGUCAUCGUCAUCGUUGCCGAAUGCACGCGUUCAUUUUGUUGGAGAACGCAGGAUGACUGUUGCUUCAUGAGAAAUAUUUGCUGAAACAAAUGUAACUGUAGAGUAGAAUGUGUAACUGGGAAUUUAUCCAUGACAAAAUACGCUCCUUUUCUGCGUCGAUCAAUAAAGCUGCUGAAGAUUAGGUCAGAUAGAGAACUUUGUGAAACUUCACGGAACUCUGUAAAUUGUUUGCUUCGAAUAUAGAACGCGGGCCAUUCGGCAGAAUUCUCGUUGAAUUUAAGCGAUGUACGUGCACACGCUUUUUCACCUUUUAUAUAUAUGUAUAUAAAUAUAUAUAUAUAUAUAUAUAUAUAUAUAUAUAUAUAUAUAUAUACAUAUAUGUCGCCAUGAUGAGGUGGUGCAUCGAUUGAAGAUCGAAAUUGUGUAUUUGUUUUAAUAGCAUAAUAGAAAAAAGUUAAUUAUAUUUAACCCCUUGUCUUUGAACAUUAAGUAAUACGUGGUAGCGAUUGAUAAAUUUAAGAUAAAUUUAAUAAAAUUUAUGUUGAAUUUUUUAUUUUCAAUAUUUCAUCAUAAAUCAAUUAUUUAAGUUACAUAUUAUAAAUAAUAUUUUUAUAUUAUUUUCAUGUUAACAUUUACUAAGCACAAGGGGUUAUAAAGAAAUAAAAUAUAUUGAAUAUUUCGUAAAUUUGUAUUUCUAGGACUUAUUAUAUAAGCGAUACAUUUUUUAGAAAAGAUAUAUUUCUUUCACGUUGGAGUUUAAGGAUUUAUUGGUACUGCUGAUAUAACAAUUGAAGGAUUUAUAACAAAUGCAAUUCUUGUCAAAUUUUAAUUAUGAUUUGGUUUGAUAUUUUAUUGUUAUUUAUAAUUUGAUUUCCUAAUAAAGAAAAUUCAAAUCUAUUGAAUGAAAAAAAAAUAAAAAUUGACAAGUGUCGUUUUUCUAUAAGUCCUUCAAUUUUUCUUAACUGAUUAAUGUUUUCUAAGAAAGAGUUACUAAGUAGUAAUGCUGAAUAACUAUUUGCUCUAGUUGUGAAUCACUGUCAGUAUUUCUUACCGCGAUAUAGUGCGUUUGUGACACUCUAAAACAUAUCUAUAACAAUUUUUCAAUAUCUAGAUAGAUAUCGUAGGAAUCGAUUUGUGCCAUUUAGUCUCUCUCUCUUUUUCUAAAUUCGCUGUAUAUGAUAUAUAACUAUUGUUCGUGGACAUAACACAAUCUAAUUCUAGAUAUUCGUAUAAAUUUAGAAUUGAAAUUUAAUAUCACAACAGGGACCACAUCAUCGCAGUCCAAAAUUCGUCUCAUUGCUUUCAUAGAUUAGUGGAUAGAACGAAAAAUUAGGAUAGAAAUAAUAUAGUUAUUUUAUACGUAUAAUGUUCCUUUCUUCUUAAUGAUCUUACUAUACAUUUUACCUUUUUACAAUUUUCGAAAAUAUUCGAAAGAAAGUAAGUAAUAUUCAUAUUAGUUAGUAUUGAUGAAAAUCCAAGAAUGAAAAUCUUUUCUAAAAAAGAAUUGCUUAUAUCAAAGUCCUCGAAUGCUAAUUGUUAUUUAGUUCUAUAUUCACGGAAGUUUAAGUUUUUAUACGUUUAGUGAAUACUAUAUUUUUAUUGUCUAUUAUGUUAUAACAGAAUUUUAAAAUGCCCCUUUCUAUUAUUCUCCAUUCUUCUAUAUUUUUCUCCUAUUCUACACUUGCAUUCAUUAGUAUCAUAUGUAUAAUUAAUUUUAGAUUAAUGAUUAAUUAAUAAUGUUUUAUGUUUGAAUAAGUAAUAAUUUCAAGCAUUAAGCAUUAUUAAUUAACGAAUAAAUUAGUAUGUAUUAUAAAUUUUUUCUUAUAACAUUUUAGUAACUUCUAUUUUGUUUAUAUUAUACACAUAUCAUUACACUGAAUGUGUUAAUCCAAUACCAAGAAAAUCAACGUUUCCCAAUAAUAUUUAGAUUUGCGUAUUUUCAAAACAAAGCCGACAAUCCCCGAUCUUCGAUUCUCGAAUAGCACCUCAUUAAUAAUUCGACGUUUCAUGUCCCUCCCGAGUAGGCCAAGAGCGUUUGUAUGUACCUAAACUGUACAUCAGGUGUACGAAUCUAUGCGUAAAACUGUAUGUACCGAGCCAGAUAUUUUUUAGUAAUACAAUUUAUUUAUUGUACGUCAUGUAAAGAAAGAAAGAGAGUAUGAGCGAGCGAGAGAAAGAAAGAAAAAAAAAAAGGACGAUCUUUUCCAAUCGUCACUGCCGACGAUCGUCAAUCCCCUCCCCCUUUUUCGCUUUUUUCUCAUUAAUACAACUUCUCUCACCCUCGUGUCGUCACUUCGAAAACAAGAUCGUUUGCUUCCUCCACAAAGACUGAGCAAAUCGUACAAUAAAUUUCCAUAAUCGCUUGAAUGCCUUGUGUCGUACGAUGACGAUGACUCGACGAGACCAAAAGAAAGAAAGAAAAAGAAACAAACGAAUCAUAUAUAGUCGAAUAUGAUGUCACGAAUAAAAUCACCCUUCUUCAAUCACGUUUUAUUCGAGUCGUGAUAGUGCUAUCGAAUGUGCACCUUCUAUAGAUGAAUUGUUAAGGGGAAAAAAAAAAAAAGAAUAGUAAUAUUAAAAAGUAAUAAUAAUAAUUUACAUUCAACGAAUUUGUUCAUCGUUUCGAGUCCCAACGAAUCGCGACCAAGGUGUAAAACGGGCAUUAAAACUAUUUCCAUUCAAUGGAGAUUUAAGAAAAGAAGGUGAAGGGAAGAAUAAAGAGGAAAAAGAGAGUGUGAGAGAGUUAAAAGGAAAAGAGAGCAGGGAAACCAUGACGCGUGAAUUUUGCUAUUUAGCUGUAGAGCUAUCCGGAACCAGAGUGACGUGCUUUGUUACCGGGCAUUAUGGGUCACGGUGAUGAAUUCAAGCUUGACCAAUUACAUAUACUUUACACACAGACACAUACAUACACAAAUAUACUUUCCCUUUGAAACAAUCAUAGAAUUGUACGCCGUGUGUCCGUUCAGUUCGAUCACUUUCUACGCGAAUAUUAGAGAUACCUUUACAAAUCCGCGAGAAAAUAGAAAAAAAAAAAAAAAAAAAAAAAGAAAGAAAAUAAAGAAAUUAAAAAAAAAAAAAAAAAUCGUUGAAUGUAUGCCUGCAGCUGCAAGUAACUUAGCGAUUCUUGCAUCGAGUUAUCCGCUCGAAAAAAAUUUCCUGCGCGAUGCCAUGUUGUCCCAAAGCGGAUGCUAUUUAUGAUAAAUAAGAGAUAUUUUCGUGUUAUAAAAAUGAAUCCAUUAGCGGCGAUACGCCCAUUCCGAUGCGUUGUAAAAAAAAAGAAAGGUGAAAGAAAAGAGAAAGAGAGUGAGCACGAUAAUAAAUGAUAACGAGGAUUCGGUCGAAAGGGUUGCCAAGGAGAUGCCGCUUUGUACAAAUUGACGAAGCGUCGUUUCACGUUAAUUCUCGUUCGCUAGUCCCGUCAAAGUUGUCCCUGGACAACGAUACGCAUAGAGUACAAUGUCCCCGUGGUGAUUUUUGUAUAAGUGAACAUAAAGUAUGCCCCCUCCUUUUUUUCCACCGAUGCUGUACACAUCCAUCGAUCGCCCGUGUCUCGAUUUUUAAGCGAGGAUAAAAAAGAGAAAGAAAGAAAGAAAAGAAUAAUAAAAAGAGAGUAUAUUACAUUAUUAAGAAAAGUGUCCGCUUUAGAUUUCGUAAAUGUCAAACUUACUGCCAGCUGAGUGUAACAAAGAAAUAAUAAAAAAAAAAAAGUAUAAAGAUCCAUUUGCGUGAGCCGGUAAUAAAGACGACGUGUGUCGUCGUUGUUGCAAUGUGCCGGAAACGCAUAAUCAUUCAUGCAAUAAAUUGUGUGCCCGAAACGAAUAAAUGAAAAAAAAAAAAAAA